Messenger RNA from Tilletiaria anomala UBC 951, 1335 nucleotides. RefSeq lists its product as uncharacterized. The transcript is spliced from 4 exons. Gene Ontology annotation, molecular function: protein binding. The record is from RefSeq and is a predicted model, not a curated record. The coding region runs from base 1 to 1335 and encodes 444 amino acids. NCBI's taxonomy places the organism in Eukaryota, Fungi, Basidiomycota, Exobasidiomycetes, Georgefischeriales, Tilletiariaceae.
AUGUUAGCGCCGGCCUCUCUGUACACCGCUUCGACUGGCCUUUGUGCAGACUCUGUGGAAGCUCACCCGAGCAUGUCCGGAGUCUUUGCGCUUGGAACUUAUCAUGUAGACAAAGAAAGUGCUCAAGCUGAAGAAUUAGAUGGGAAUACUAGCAUCUCUCCAGCAUAUACCCGUCGCGGGACGGUAACCCUUUACAAGGUCACCAAGACACCCGUGCCUGCAAAGGUCAAUUGUCAUCCCAUCCACCAGCAGUUUACACCAGCCAUACUAGACAUGAAAUGGUUCUCCAUAGGCUCGACGCCGGGUUCGCUAGAGCAAGAUAUUCUCUCGGUUGCAACGGCGACCGGUUGCGUGGACAUGUUCAAGCUGCUAGGCUCGCAACAGUCAAUGAGCUUGAAGAAGGACUCAUCAUGGUACAUUAAUCCGCGGAAGUCUCUCUGUCUCAGCCUGGAUUGGUCAAAUCGUCGUCAGAACCGCGUACAGAGCACCCUUCAGGAUCAGAAAUUGAUCGUUAGCCAGAGCGAUGGGACACUCGCUUUCUUGCCAAGUGUCUUACGGUGUCUCAACGGCGACGCAUCCCCUCAAACCGUAUUAACCAGAGAGGAAAAAAAGAAUUUCAUAGGACAAGGAAGAGAAUGGAGCGGUGACGAAGAAGAAGAUGGAAAUGAGGAUGCGGAUCAGGCGCAAGCUCAUGCACUUCUAAAUGACCCUGCUCAGUGGGAACAGCAAGGGAACGGUCAAAAUUCAUAUCCUGCAGGCCUCGAGACAUGGAAAGCGCAUGACAACGAAGCAUGGAUUGCUGCCUGGGACUGCUGGUCGCAUGGUACGGUUGCAUGGAGCGGUGCUGACGAUUUGACGUUGAAAGGCUGGGAUAUGCGAACGCCAAAUCGGAGGACUGGUCGGAAGCCCACCUUCAUUACACGCAAAGGUUUCGAUGGUGGGGUGACUGCUCUUGAAAGCCAUCACAUGCGUGAACACAUAUGGGCCGUUGGCAGCUACGAUUCGCGCCUACGAAUAUUCGACGCUCGGCAGCCUGCGCGGCCUGUGAUUGAUCGCGACGGGUUUGACGUCGAAGGCGGCAUCUGGCGCGUCAAGUGGCAUCCUACCGAUGCGGACACGCUGCUCGUUGGUGCGAUGCAUGGGGGAUUCAAAGUGCUGAGCAUACCUCCAGCAGACCAAAAGGGACGCAUGGAGUUGCUAAGUCGAUUCGAUGAACAUGAAAGCAUCGGGUAUGGCUGCGACUGGGACCGAGGCGAUCUCCUUCAAGAGGGAGGAGACACGUUGGUCUACUCUGCCUCCUUUUAUGACGCUCGCUUGCACAUCUGGAGUGCCUAA